Messenger RNA from Aspergillus tanneri, 912 nucleotides. Its product is annotated as Zn(II)2Cys6 transcription factor domain-containing protein. The coding region runs from base 1 to 912 and encodes 303 amino acids. The transcript has 3 exons. Lineage: Eukaryota; Fungi; Ascomycota; Eurotiomycetes; Eurotiales; Aspergillaceae. Gene Ontology annotation, biological process: regulation of DNA-templated transcription. The record is from RefSeq and is a predicted model, not a curated record. Gene Ontology annotation, molecular function: DNA-binding transcription factor activity, RNA polymerase II-specific; zinc ion binding.
AUGACCGCACGUCAGCCUUCUCCUACAUCGGACAAUUCUCAUUCGGACAACAAUGUUCGCAAGAGGGUCUGUAAGGCAUGCGAUCGGUGUAGAUUGAAGAAAUCCAAGUGUGACGGAGGUAACCCUUGCGGUCGAUGUAAGGCGGACAAUGCCAUUUGCGUCUUUGGCGAAAGGAAGAAGGCUCAUGACAAAGUGUACCCCAAGGGGUACGUUGAGAUGCUCGAACAACAGCAAGCAUGGCUCGUCUAUGGUCUCCAAGAACUGUACCGACGGAGCAGUGAAGGCGAGGGCUGGCCGGGGGAGCCAUUGAAAUGCGAACCCAAUGGUCAUCCGCUCACUCACGAUCUGCUCACCCGGUUAGGCGCUUUGGACCAGCACAAAGGAGAACAUUUCGAGGAAAGCCCCGAAAUGAUGCAGCAGGAGUUGUGGAAGCAAAACGCGGGGCACAUGCAGCGUCAGGACUCGUCAGAUGGUAGCUCAGAGACCGCACAUUCACCCGUUGUACCAUCACGCUUCUCCGAUGCCUUUUCUAGACAAGUGCCGCCCACGCCCCCUAAUUUCAGCCCUUCCUCGCAGACGCAAGGUCCCACUAUCAAGUCAGAGCCUCAGAUGACCCCGACCAACCCUGCAUUUGUGACGCCGUUGGCGAUGCAAGGUGUCGUCAAUCCCGUCGCGUUACAGGCGCCGCAUCAAUGGGCUAACAAUAACUUCGGUGCCUUUGAAGAUAUGGAUUUGAUGACGACUGCCGACUAUACAAACAUGUCAUUCGAGGACCCGAUCUCGUCGCCAAUGUUCAAUCGCCAGAUCCCCAUGAAUUGCAUGAUAUCGUCUUCGUACUUAGACCCGAAGAACGAUUACGAAGACAUCAGCCAAUUUCUAAAUGCGAAUGUACCAGAGAUUGCAUCUACCUGA